Pocillopora damicornis (cauliflower coral) is the source of this 2115-nucleotide messenger RNA. RefSeq lists its product as uncharacterized. Gene Ontology annotation, biological process: negative regulation of protein ubiquitination; protein secretion. NCBI's taxonomy places the organism in Eukaryota, Metazoa, Cnidaria, Anthozoa, Scleractinia, Pocilloporidae. Gene Ontology annotation, cellular component: apical part of cell. The record is from RefSeq and is a predicted model, not a curated record.
AAGUUUAAAAACAUUGGCGGAUGGUAUCAUGAUUCCUCUAGAAAGUACAACAGCUAUUUUGCCCAGGAUGCCAACAGGACGGACAAUAUCUGGCGAUUUCCCCUUGACAAUCAUCAAACCUCCAAUUGUUGAUGUCAGAUGUGGAGCAAGUCCAUCGGCGAUUUCCAGUCCUAUCAUCCGUCUUUUGCGAAGUAGAAAUCAAAGAAGGAAUAGCUCAGCAUCGUCUGUACGUAGUAACUGCAGUAGAAGGACCGAAUGCAAGGAGUUCUUGCCGGAGAGAGUUGAGGUUGUUGAAGUAGAAAAUGGUGCACCGCAAAAUAUGCAAAUCAAGUCAGUAUUCCGCGCGCAUAAACAAAGUUGUUGCACUUCGCCUGAUAAUAUUUGCAACUGUCACGCGAUUUCUUCCAGGCGAGGUAGUUUAAUUUCAUCUGCUACAGAACGCCGUAUAAACUCACAGGACGAACCAUUUGGUGAUAGUAAAAUCAAUCAGGAUGAAAAAGAACUACUGCCAUUAAGAACAGCAGCUGUAAAAAUCAAAGAAAAUGAAGACAAUCAUGAAAAGCAAAUCAAAGACAAUGAAAACUUUCAACUGAUAGAAAGGAAACUAAAUAACAGUGAUCCUGUGGUAGAUGAGAAAAACAAUGAUACUUGUGACUUUGCUGUAGUGGAGAAUAUUAAACAAGAUGCUAAUGCUGUUGAGAUGAAAAUCAAACAGAAUGAGGAGAGCGUAUGUGAAAAGACAAACAAAAGAAGUAGAAAAAAGUGGAGCAAAUCAAAAUCACCCAGGAAAAGAAAGAACUCAUUAAAAAAAGGUUCAGGAGGGUUUGGAUUAUUUACCAGACUUGCCAACCCAAAUAAACAAAAGAAGCACCCAGGUCUUCAAUUAAAUUCCAGAGAAGAAAUAACGAGGACAAAUUCUCACCAAUCAAAAGACAAUUCCGCAAAAUACUUGAGCAUACAAAAACUUCAUGCAACUUAUGCACCAAAGAAAGGCAACAAGAGUAAUUCUAGUGAAAAGAACACUGGUGACAGAAUCCUUUUGCCUAAAGUACCCAACACCAAUUUACCUAAUACAUCAAGUUCAAGCACGCUUUCUCCAAGGAAACAACAACAAGAAAUGGAAAAUACCUCUUUAUUUUCUCCUUUGUCAUCACCACGGAAAUUAUGGAACUCUGAAGAUAAUAGAGUGAAGAAGAUCUACUUAUCUGAAGCACACUCUGGAAUGAUAACAGGAGUACCAUGUGCUCCACCAUGCACACCUUCAGCUGAUGAAUUAAAGAAAGUGGAAUAUAUUCCUUCACUGUCAGAUGUAAAGAGUCAAAGAGUAGUUAAAACAAGACUGAUAACAAUAGGAAAUAAACUGAGAGCUGAAGAACAAAAAAGGAAAGAGAAGGCAGCUAAAGAAGAGCAGAAAAGAACUUAUGGUGCAAUUUUACAACUUAAACAAAGGCAGAGAGCUGAGAUUUAUGCCUUAAAUAAGGUGAUGACUGAACUAGAGAAUGAGAACUUCAGAAAAUUCAUGGAAGAACAUUCAGCAGAUACACUUCCUGUGUGAUGAUAAUAACAUAAACUAGACUCUCUCAAAUCAUGAGCCAACCUGCUCUCUACGUUAACUAACAAAAGAUAUUCUCACUUCAAGUUAUUAGUUUAAGUAAUGAAAAUUUUUAUGGUCAAUGUGGAUGGAAGAAAUAGAUAUGGCUAAACAUAAAAGCCUAAACUCCACAAUUUUUUACUUUGCAAAGAUAAAUACUGAAAAACAAUUAUAGAUAAUAAUGCUGUCUAUCAGACAAAGGAAAUACACAUUUUAGUAGCUCAAUAUUUAUUUUUUGGUUGAUAUUAUUUGAUGAUAUUGAUGAGACUGUUUUGUAAGUUUUCCCUUUUUUUUUUAUUUAAUUAAGAUGUUACUAUUUACUACACUAUAACAAUAACCACGAUGAUAUUUUUCUAGGUAGUUGAAAAAAAGAUACUACUUCAACAGAGAUGAUUGUCACAAUAGUAGUUAAUUUUACAAUUUUCAUGGGAUAACAAUGCCUUUCAUUAUUUUUUAAUGAAAAUGUGUGCAAAUAUACCUAUUAUGUAAACAUCUGUGUUAACCCUUUAAUUCCCAAGAUCUCA